AUGGCGCCCAGCUUCGAUACUUUGACUGAACAGGAUCUUCACGAAGAGGAGGAGGAGAUUGACUUCUCCGAUCUCAAGGAGCAAUAUGAAGUGAAGCUCGAGGAGGGUUUGGAUACAUUCGUUGUCAUCGAUGGACUCCCGGUAGUCCCGGAAGAGAGUAGACAGAAGCUCAUCAAGUUCUUAUUGAGGAAACUUAACACCAUUGGCCACACCUCCGAAGAUGCCGUUUUCAUGCCUCUCAACGAGAAGAAUAUGUCCGAAGGUUUUGCCUUCGUUGAAUACGAGACCCCCGAACAAGCCAUCGCCGCAGUCAAGCACCUGCACGGAACGCCUCUCGACAAGAAACACACCCUAGCCGUGAACAAGUUGAUGGACAUCGAUAGAUAUGGUCGGGAAGGUCGCGUUGACGAGGAAUACAAGCCUCCUACUCUCGAGCCCUUCAAGGAGAAGGAACACUUGCGAUCGUGGCUUGGGGACCCCAACGCUCGUGAUCAGUUCGCCCUCUACCGGGGUGACAAGGUCGGAGUGUUCUGGAACAACAAGAACAAUCCUCCCGAGAACGUCGUCGAUCGCGCCCACUGGACGCAACUCUUCGUCCAGUGGUCUCCCAAGGGUACUUUUCUGGCAUCUGUCCACCCUCAGGGUGUGCAGCUGUGGGGCGGCUCCGGCUUUUCGAAGCAGAAGCAGUUCCCUCACCCGUUCGUUCAGUUGGUCGAGUUCUCGCCAGCUGAGAACUACCUGACCACCUGGUCCUCCCGCCCUAUCCAGGUGGAAGAGGGUAACACGUCUGUCUUGACUUAUGAAGAGGAUGGAAAGAACAUCAUUGUUUGGGACAUUGUGUCGGGCAAGCCUCUACGCUCAUUCGUUUCCCACGAUCUCACUGCCGGCCCUGCUGGGGAUGGCGAACCCAAGAAGAAGGUGCAAUGGCCCGCUUUCAAGUGGUCCGCCGACGAGAAGUAUGUCGCCAGGAUGCUCCAGGGACAGUCGAUUUCCAUCUAUGAACUUCCCCGGAUGAACCUGCUGGGUCGCACUUCGGUCCGGAUCGACGGCGUCAUGGAUUUCGAAUGGUCGCCGGCUACCGUCAGUCGGGAGGGUGUCAAGCAAUAUGAGCAGCUGCUCUGUUUCUGGACCCCGGAAAUCGGAAGCAGCCCCGCUCGUGUCGCCAUGAUGAGCGUGCCAUCCAAAGAGAUUGUCCGAACCCGUAAUCUGUUCAACGUGUCGGACGUGAAGUUACACUGGCAGUCCCAAGGUACCUACGUCUGUGUUAAGGUGGACCGUCACUCCAAGUCGAAAAAGUCCAUGGCCACCAACCUGGAAAUCUUCCGGGUGCGCGAGAAGGGUGUUCCCGUCGAAGUGGUAGACAGUCUCAAGGAUACCGUGAUCAACUUUGCUUGGGAACCCAACGGCGGUCGUUUCGUACUCAUCACCACCGGUGAGGCACCACAGGGCGCUGCUGUCCCGCCCAAGACGGCCGUCUCCUUCUUCGCCCCGGAAAAGAAAGGCGUUUCCGCUGGCAACUUCAAGCUGGUGCGUACGAUUGAGAAGAAGACCAGCAAUGCGAUCUACUGGUCUCCUAAGGGUCGUUUCGUCGUCGUUGCCACCGUCCAUUCGCAGAGCAACUUUGACCUGGACUUCUGGGACAUGGACUUCGAAGGCGAGAAGGCUGAGGGGGAGAAGGAUUUGGCUGCCAACCUCCAAUUAAUGAAGACCAUUGAGCACUACGGUGUCACAGAUGUCGACUGGGAUCCCACGGGUCGUUACGUUGUCAGCAGUGCCAGUGUGUGGACACAUUCGAUGGAAAACGGCUGGAAUAUCCACACAUUCGCCGGCCAGACCCUCGCCGAGAACCCUACCGAGAAGUUCAAGCAGUUCAUCUGGCGCCCUCGUCCCAAGACCCUCCUCAGCAAGGAGGAGCAGAAGCAAGUUCGCAAGAACCUCCGAGAAUACUCCAAGGAGUUCGAUGAGGAGGACAAGUACGCCGUCGACAUCGCCAACACGGCCGUUGUCGAGAAGCGCAAGCGCGUCCUCAACGAAUGGGUUGCCUGGCUUCGUCGGGAGAAAGAGCUCUUGGCCGAGGACAAGGAUGCCUAUGGCGUCCCCGAGGAAGUCGACGAACCCAAGUUGGCCAAGGACGCUCCUGCGGCUGGUGAGGAGCAGGGCGAGACCGUUGUCGAGGAGAUUGUGGAAGAGAUUGUCGAGGAGCACGAGGAAGUUAUUGGUUGA
Aspergillus tanneri is the source of this 2223-nucleotide messenger RNA. RefSeq names its product translation initiation factor eIF3 core subunit b (gene EifCb). Gene Ontology annotation, cellular component: eukaryotic translation initiation factor 3 complex. The record is from RefSeq and is a predicted model, not a curated record. NCBI's taxonomy places the organism in Eukaryota, Fungi, Ascomycota, Eurotiomycetes, Eurotiales, Aspergillaceae. The transcript has 4 exons. Bases 1 to 2223 code for a protein of 740 amino acids. Gene Ontology annotation, biological process: translational initiation. Gene Ontology annotation, molecular function: translation initiation factor binding; RNA binding; translation initiation factor activity.